GGGAGUGCGUGCUCGUGACAGUGCGCUCAUGCGAUGACGAGUUUGGAGAUGAGCGGGGACAGCGCGCAGAUGAAGCCGGUUCGCCUCAUCGCAGCGGCCUGCAAUGACGGGGGCAUCGGGAAGGACGGGGAAAUGCCCUGGGACUUACCAUCUGAAUUCAAGAAUUUUAGGAGCCAUGUGACGGGGGUGUCGAGACCAGGAAAGAUGAACAUGAUGGUUUGGGGGAAACUGUGCUGGUACUCUGUCCCAAAACUGGAUUUCCCACUGCCCAAUGUUCUGCAUGCGGUGCUGAGCACCACAAUGGAGACGGUUCCCGAUCACGCACACUUCUUGUGUCACGACUUGGACAUUGCCGCCCGUCUGGCUGCACAGCCCCCCCUCGCUGACUUGAUUGAGACGAUCUGGAUUGUUGGAGGGACGCAGGUCUACAAGGACGCGCUGAAGCACCCGUGGUGUGACUUGGUUUACCUGACGGACGUCAUGGCCGACUUCGACUGCGACGUUUUCUUCCCUGAGUUUGACCGAGGACUCUUUAAAAAACAAGAAGGAUUUCCUGAUGUGCCGAGUGGAAUUCAAGAAGAGAAUGGCAUUAAGUACAGAUUCCAAGUAUUCAAGAAGGAGACUGGUGACGCGGUGUAGUUAGCUUCCAUGAAGAUCAGAAAACUGACCUGGUCAGACACGUGCUGCCAAAACCCACACAGUGUCGUUAUGUGCGUGGAAGAAUCCAAAGUCUUGUUAAUACUCUUAUCAUAUAAUCAGUGAGCGUUGCAGUGUAAAUAGGACCUUUAUACCCUUUGUAGUCUCUUAAGUAUACUUUAAACACUUAGUCUCACCCUUUCUCUUUUUCCAUCACUGCUUCGUCGGACAUUAUGAUCUGCUCUGGUUUUUAAAAAUACAUCCCCUGUUCGCAUCUCGUCAUCCUCCUCAGUAAUAUUGCAUCUGCACAGAUGAUAUGUUUGUCAGUCGGAGGCCUAUGUCAAUGACAGCUUGCGCUGCGGGUAUACAGAUCGGGUCCUUUCCAAGCAGACAUGACAGAUGCCCGCGUAGAAAGCCACACGUGAAUUGUCCUACUGGUUUGCUUUGAUUAUAUAAUAACAGUUUUGAUUUAGAAAUGCAUGGAGAAAUUCUACAGCUUGUUCUUUGUUGUAUUUAGACAAUCGGUCGUGUUUGUAAUGUAGUAACAUUUGACAAUUUGUGAAUUCAUUUUUUACUUUUGAAUAAAAUUGGCCUUAUUCAUCC
Cyclopterus lumpus (lumpfish) is the source of this 1239-nucleotide messenger RNA. RefSeq lists its product as uncharacterized. The coding region runs from base 34 to 639 and encodes 201 amino acids. The transcript is spliced from 6 exons. Gene Ontology annotation, biological process: tetrahydrofolate biosynthetic process; folic acid metabolic process; dihydrofolate metabolic process. The record is from RefSeq and is a predicted model, not a curated record. Gene Ontology annotation, molecular function: NADP binding; dihydrofolate reductase activity. Gene Ontology annotation, cellular component: mitochondrion. Lineage: Eukaryota; Metazoa; Chordata; Actinopteri; Perciformes; Cyclopteridae.